UCAAUUUCAUGAUCGUGAAAAUAGAUAAGAAAGUUGACAGACGAGUUUAUAUGUACUACUGAAGUGAAAUUCACGUAUGACCAUGAUAUUUACUAGUCUUAAGUAGCCUAAGCACUUUUUGUAAACACAUUAUCCUAAAUAGUUGUGCUUAUGCCCCAUCAUUUUUUCGCAGGUAGGUCCUUCCGAUCAAUCAUACUUCCCCAGAUUCAGUUGCACAAGUUUGGAGAAUCAAAGACUACUUUUAAAAUACUAUUAAAGUAUUAUUAUCUAGCACUAUCACUGUACCAGCAGUUUCUUGACAGUUUCUGUAUCUCGCAAGACUUGCUAUAUAAUCUGCAUAGAGGGGUAGCCUGUAUGUUGCAUUGAAAUUUGUAAUAUCACGAUACUGAUUUGAUUCACUGAUACAUCUUAUCCAAUUUAAUUUUCACAUUUAAACGUUACUUAAGGCACCAUUAUUAUGAGAGCUUUACAAAAGUAAAGAUUUACUGCAUCUACUCGGCUAUGAAAAUGAUUAUUUCAGGGAGAUAAAGUGUCGGUACACAUCUAAAUCAUAUGAUAUUUUGUGUGCUGAAUUGGUGUCCUGCUCAGCAACAGUGAAAAGUAUUGAUCAUUUGAUGUAAAUGUCUUAGGAGUUGGAAAUUUAUGAUCUUUACCUAGUAUUCAGUAAAACCUACUAGAAUUUGUAAAGAGAAGUGAAAAGGAAAAAUUCGAAAAAAUGGCUGAUCUAGAAGCUGUUCUGGCAGAUGUUAGCUACCUCAUGGCUAUGGAAAAGAGUAAAUCUACCCCAGCAGCAAGAGCAAGCAAAAGAAUUAUUUUACCAGAUCCAAGUGUGCGUAAUGUUAUGCACAAACAUUUAGAAAAAAUGGGAGAGGUGACUUUUGACAAGAUCUUUAACCAAAAAUUAGGUUACCUCCUCUUCAAAGAAUUCUGUGAAAUGCUAUGUGAUGAGCCAAUUCCUCAAUUAAAAUUCUAUGAGGAGAUUAAAAGCUAUGAAAAGCUAGAUACAGUAGAAGAAAGAAGGGAUGCAGCAAGGAAGAUCUAUGAUAACUUUAUCAUGAAGGAGCUUUUGUCUCAUUCCCAUAAUUACUCCAAAGAAGCUAUUAGUCAUGUCCAGAAAUACCUCAUGAAAAAUGAAGUUCCCGUUAAUUUAUUUCAGCCGUACAUAGAAGAGGUUUUUAGCCAUCUACGUGGAGACGUAUUUAGAAAAUUUGUAGAAAGUGAAAAAUAUACCAGGUUCUGUCAGUGGAAAAAUCUAGAACUAAAUAUCCAGCUAACCAUGAAUGAUUUUAGUGUUCAUAGAAUAAUUGGUAGAGGGGGAUUUGGUGAAGUUUAUGGCUGUAGAAAGGCAGAUACUGGAAAAAUGUAUGCUAUGAAGUGUCUUGAUAAAAAGAGGAUUAAAAUGAAACAAGGAGAAACACUGGCUUUAAAUGAACGAAUCAUGUUGAGUCUAGUCAGUACUGGGGAGGACUGUCCUUUCAUAGUGUGUAUGACAUAUGCAUUUCAAACCCCUGACAAAUUAUGUUUUAUUCUGGAAUUAAUGAAUGGUGGAGACCUACACUAUCAUUUAUCUCAGCACGGAGUUUUUAAUGAGCAAGAAAUGAAGUUUUAUGCAGCAGAAGUUAUCUUGGGACUAGAACACAUGCAUAAAAGAUAUGUAGUUUACAGAGACUUAAAGCCAGCAAACAUCUUACUGGAUGAGAAUGGCCAUGUCAGGAUAUCUGAUCUGGGGUUAGCUUGUGAUUUUUCUAAGAAAAAGCCUCAUGCAUGUGUAGGCACUCAUGGAUAUAUGGCUCCUGAAGUCUUAUCUAAAGGAACAGCUUAUGACUCUAGUGCUGACUGGUUUUCUCUUGGCUGUAUGCUCUACAAACUGCUCAAAGGACACAGUCCAUUCCGGCAACAUAAAACCAAAGACAAACAUGAGAUUGACCGAUUGACAAUGACAAUGAACUUUGAGUUACCAGACUGUUUUUCUCCUGAACUGAAGUCCUUGUUAGAGGGACUGUUACACAGAGAGAUAGACCAUAGGCUGGGAUGUAAAGGCAAAGGAUCUGAGGAGGUUAAGGAGCAUGCAUUUUUUAAAGGGAUAGAUUGGCCAUUAGUAUACCUACAGAAAUAUUCCCCUCCACUCCUUCCUCCAAGGGGUGAAGUGAAUGCUGCUGAUGCAUUUGAUAUAGGUUCAUUUGAUGAAGAGGACACACGAGGAAUCAAGCUGACUGAAGCUGACCAAGAACUCUACAGAAACUUCCCUGUGGUCAUUUCUGAUCGAUGGCAACAAGAAAUAGCUGAGACAGUGUUUGAUGCCAUUAAUCAAGAGGCAGACAAGAUGGCUCAGAAGAGGAAAGCCAAAAUGAAAAUGAUCUUUGAAGAUGAAAAAGAGUCUGACUGCAUCAUUCAUGGUUUUAUCAAAAAGCUUGGAGGACCAUUUGCUUCUGCCUGGCUGACUAGAUAUGGUAAACUUUAUCCAAACAGAAUGGAACUACAUACAGAAUCAGGAAGCAAUAAACCAGAUCUAAUAUUCAUGGACCAAGUGGAAGAUGUUUGUUCUGACUAUGUCCAAAUAAAGGGAGAACACUGCAUUGUGCUGAAGAUGAGAGGAGACCGAGAUGCACGUGUCGUCCUGACAAACACUGAUGAGAUAGGAUUGAAAGAAUGGCUCAUAUCUCUUAAGUCUACCUACAAGAACUCAUUGGAGCUGUUAGGCAGCAUGGCAAAGAAAGCAGGGAAGAUUUAUGGGACUGAUGCCAACAGUAAGAACAGUGUAGCCAUUAGACAUCCAAAUGGCAAUUAACAGGAUCAUCUACCACAAAAUCUUCAGAGAGAGAAGUGGAAGCAAUGUGUUGUAAUGAAUAUAUGUAUAGUAACCAGAUGAAGAAUGUGUAUAAACUGAACAGUUGUGGUUUCCACAAUUUCCCUCACAAUGAAAGUAGUUUAUAAGCCCAUCACUUGAUUUAUAGAUAUAAGCAAAAGCGCUUCUACAGUAUUUACCUUGCUGCUCCAUAUAUGUGCUUAUAUUCACUUUUCUUUUCUCUUCUAAUUAAAACAAACACAUGUUUUAAAGACCUGCAAUUUAACAAAAAUCACUAUAAAGGUUAAAAAAUUUGUAUUAAAAAAAGUUACUGCUUCAUUUAAUUAAACACCAAAUUUUGAUCAACAGAAAUUAAUGUAUGUUUCACAAAAUUUUGAUAUAAGUGCACAGUGUUAUUGGAAAAACUACAUGAAAAGCUGCCAUAGAUAAGUGUAUGGGAUAUUUUGUUUUUGUAAUUUUUGAAAGUCUCUCAUUUAACAGCAUAGUAUACAUUGAUUUGGAAGAUAAAAAUACAUUGUAAGCAUUUCUUGUGCCAGUAUUUGGAUUUCAAUCAAAAAGGUUCUUUCAAAGUAAGAAAAAGCAUCAAGUCCUAUGGCUAAAAAUAAUAAAAUUAAGGCAUUAAUCAUUGGGUUAAAGUACUUCCUUCAAAAUAAGACCUGCAGUACUUACCCAGAAAAAAGAAUAAGAUUAAUCCCUUUUAAGUCAUUGGACAUAGCACAAAUUUUGUAGUUGUUCUUCAGGAGAGGUUUUAUGCACUCCUUUUAAAAGGCAAGAUGCACAAAUGUUCCAAUGAGGAAAAAAAUGACAGUGAGUGGAAGGUAUUUUAAUGUUUAUUUUAUAAUAGUGCUAGAAAGCUCAUUCAUGUGUACUAUUUCUAGCAAUGUGUUUAGGCUGUUAUUUGUAUUUAUUCAAAUUAUUUUGACUUUUCAACUUAUAAACCUGUGCAAAGUCAGAAUUUCUAAAACAGUUGCUCACUUAAUUCUGCUAUAAGCUUUGUGAUAAUAAAUAUAUAACACAAAUAACUGUGUAGAUGGCUUAAGUUAUUGUCAGGAAAAAGUUGUAGAUUGUUCUAUAAAAUCAGACUUUCAUAUUUAUUUAGGUCAUUCUUCCAAGUCAGACCUUGAUGAAUCUCUGUGGAUAUUAGGAAGUAGGUUUUCUGUGUACAGUUAUUGGUCAUUCUUCUCUAAUGACUAAGAAUUUCUAAAAGCAUCAGUGUAGGUUAUUGGCAUUACAAAAGAUACAUAUACAAGUUACUUUUCAUGAAUGUUACACUGUUGUAAAUCUUUAGUAUCAUUAAUAGAUAAGUUGCCAUAACUUUAUCUAAAUUUUAUGAUAUUCGUACAGAAGAAACUGCAGUGAAGCACGGCAUCUAGUUUCAGAUCUUUCUCUACCACCAGAUAUGCUUAAUAUCGUAAUCCCAGACUAUGUUUGUUUAGGGGGACCAAGUUGAAAAUAUUUUGAAUCUACCACCCUUAAAUGUUUUUAUGACUCGUAUUUUCUGUGAGGUAUCAGAAGUCUAAUUGAGGAUCAAACAAUAAUUGACAUUAAUAAUGUUAUUCUUAUCAAACAAUAAUUUUAUUCUUAGUGAGUUUAGUGUCUAAACAAAAGCCAAAGAAUACAGUGAUUUAGUAUUCAAAUUACGACUUCAUUUUCUGAUACUUAUAACUUAAGAGACUUAGUUAUACAAUAUAAUUAUGUACAAUGGUAUGUGUUCAUAAAGUGAUUAAAAUUGACAUAUAUAUAUAUCUAGAUACAAUAUAAGACUGUUAAAAAAGUCUUUAAACUCUGUAUUUCAAGUGCCAUUUAAUUUGUUGCUUUAUUAUGACUUCAGUUAGUGUUACAAAAUUAAGUAACUUGUACUUCAACAAAAAUGAGUAUAAUCCAUAAAUACAUUUUAUAUAUAUGUCAUCACAUUUAGAUUGACUACAUCCUUCAUUAAGGGAAAGAAAACAACAGUACAAUGAAUGCACAUAAAAGAAGGGCUUAAAUUUUGUAAACUUUUAUCUGUUUAUUUUGUUGUUGUUCUGAAUAAAGUUUAUUAUCAGCCUGGAAGCUCAGGAUAUAUAUAUAUAUAUAUAUAUAUACCUAAGUACUUUUUGUAUUAUUGUAAAGUUGGAUGUUUUAGUAAAUUAAACUUCUAAUCCACAGUCUACACAUAUACCUAAGACAGUUGUCUCAGCCCCAUAUUACCUAUCAUUU
Limulus polyphemus (Atlantic horseshoe crab) is the source of this 5005-nucleotide messenger RNA. Its product is annotated as G protein-coupled receptor kinase 1-like. Lineage: Eukaryota; Metazoa; Arthropoda; Merostomata; Xiphosura; Limulidae. The transcript is spliced from 21 exons. The coding region runs from base 716 to 2788 and encodes 690 amino acids. The record is from RefSeq and is a predicted model, not a curated record. Gene Ontology annotation, biological process: protein phosphorylation; G protein-coupled receptor signaling pathway; regulation of signal transduction. Gene Ontology annotation, molecular function: G protein-coupled receptor kinase activity; G protein-coupled receptor binding; ATP binding.